AUGAACUUGUUGUGGGCUAUCCUAGCAGGCCACAGCAGCAAGGGGAUGGAGCUAGCGGGGCAGCACAAUGAAUCAGCUCGGGAACCUCCAUCAAGACAGCUCAUGAGCAGAUACGGGCAGCAAGUUGCAGCCAAGGAGCACGGAGAGGCCCAGGGAAGUCUGAGCACCAUUGACAAGAAAAUUGUGAUGUCAGACCGCAAGAUGAAGGUUUACUCGGCGGCAGGUACAAGGGUCAGUGAUGAUGAAGGUUGGUCUCUCUUCUUUGCGGAGGACGACCUGCAUCCUGGGAAGACGAUGAGUAUGCGCUUCAUCAAGAGCACAAACCCCGUGAGCUUUUUGCCGCAAAAGGAGGCCGCAUUCAUGCCAUUCUCAUCGAGGAGGUUGUCUGAAAUCUUCCGCCUGUAUUCAGGGAAGUCCGGGUCAGCAGAAGCUCAGAAGAUCAGUUAUACCAUUGAGAGAUGCCUGGGACCCAGCCUCGUCAGCACAGAGGAUACAAGCUGUGUGAUGUCACUCGAGUCCAUGGUUGACUUCGCCACGACUAGGCUCGGGAAUAACCUCCAGGUCUUCAACACGGAAGUGAAGGAGCAGGCCGUGGGGAAGCAGGACUAUACCAUCCAGUCUAGAAUCAAGAAGGUAGAGGGCGACAGGUUGGCUGUGUGCCACAAGCUUCACUAUCCCUACGCGGUCUUUACGUGCCACUCGUUCAAGAGCACGGACUCUUACCCCAUCGUGGUUCCUGUCAAGGGUCCGGAUGGGACGACAACCGAGGCAAUAGCAGUCUGCCACGAAAAUACCUCAGAGCAAAACCCAGAACCUCUCAAGAUGUUGAACAUUAAACCUGGGAUUGUCCCCUUGUGCCAUUUUCUGGCUCGGGACUCCAUUGUGUACGCCCCCAGAGCCUAA
Molecule: messenger RNA, 903 nt
Organism: Punica granatum (pomegranate)
Lineage: Eukaryota; Viridiplantae; Streptophyta; Magnoliopsida; Myrtales; Lythraceae
Source: RefSeq, a predicted model, not a curated record